AUGAAACAUUUAUUGGUUGAACUAAAUGAUUUACCAGAUGAGAUUCUUAUGAUUAUUUUGGAAAAAUUAUUAAAGGUUGAAGUACUCUAUUCUUUAAUAGGGGUUAAUAAACGACUCAGUCGAAUAGUACAUGAUCCAAUUUUUACAAAUUGUUUGUUAUUGAUGACCUAUUCCUCAGAUGGUUUCAUCGAUCCAUUAUCUGAUCCAAUGCUUGAUCGAUUUUGUUCAAAAAUUUUACCUGCAAUACAUUAUCAAAUCAAAUGGCUUAAUCUUGAAUCAUCAUCUAUGGAACGCAUACUUCGUGCUACAAAUUAUCCGAAUUUAUGUGGACUUGGUUUAUUUAAUAUGAAUGUAGAAACUGCACUAUCUCUUUUUAAGGAAGAAUCUUUUCUCGGUUCUACGUUCAAAAAACAAAUUACAUCACUUGAUAUCGAUGGCAUUGCAGACGAAAAAAUAAUUUCAAUAAGACAUACACUUGUAUUUACACAAAUCUUUUCGUUAUUCAAUAAUUUAAAAUAUUUAAAUUUCAAUUCAUCUGCAUGUUGUUAUUCAUUCGAAAUAUCAUUUUUCAAAUCAGUUCCGAAUGUUUUCUCUUCAACUCUCUUAGAAUUACAUGUCACCUUGAAAGUUUUUAAUGAUUGUCUUUAUUUACUUGAUGGACGUUUCAAUCAACUUCAUACACUUCAUGUUGAUGUUUCUGUGAUUCACAGGUCAGAUCUAACAAUGAGUAACAAGGGAAAAAUAUCUAAUUUAAAAUUUUUUUCGUUACAUUGUAAUAUGAGUACAAAUGAUUAUGAUGAAUUGAUUGUACCACUUUUACAAAGAAUGUCGAAUUUAGAAAAACUUGAUUUAUAUCUUAUAGUUUGUGGUAAACAAACAUUUAUUGAUGGUAAUGAAUUGAAGAAAAAUAUUAUCAAUCAUAUGUCACGAUUAAAUAAAUUUUCGUUUAAUAUUCGCUCAAUUAUUCGUCUUUAUAAUCAAAUUAAUUUAGCAUCAAAUCAAGAUAUUCAACAUACAUUCGAAGAUUUUCAAGAUAAUCAAAUUAUUUCUUGUGUUGAUUAUUUUUCACAGGCUGAAAAAGGUCAAUGUCUUAUUUAUUCAUAUCCUUAUAGACUGAAAUAUUACGAUAGAAUAACAAAUAAUUUUUCCGGAGAUUUGUUUGAAUGUGUUCGUGAAAUAACAUUAUUUGAUGAACAACCUUUCGAACAUGAAUUUUUUCUUCGAAUUUCUCAUUCAUUUCCAUUUAUGCAAAGUUUAACUUUAUUCAAUACUAAGCCGCAACAGAAAAUAUUACGUAGUCGAUCAAAGCAGAACAAUCAAGAUAUACCAAUUAUUAAAUACCCUCAUCUUGUUAAACUUAAUCUCACUGAAGCUCACAUUGAUUAUAUCGAACAAUUUUUAGUCCAUUGGAAAACGUCUUUAACGAAUAUUGUUCGUCUUUCUGUAGGUUAUCGAUCCCUGAGAGUUGUAACACGAGAUUUUAGAAGAAAUACAACACGAAUCAAUUGUACAAAACUUAUUCCUAUAUGUAUAUAUGCUGGUAAUGAUUGGCCUCAAUAUGUAAAAAAUUAUUUUCCUUGUCUAAGAAUAUUUUGA
Messenger RNA from Rotaria sp. Silwood2, 1596 nucleotides. The record is from the annotation of a GenBank genome assembly. NCBI's taxonomy places the organism in Eukaryota, Metazoa, Rotifera, Eurotatoria, Philodinida, Philodinidae.